Boeremia exigua is the source of this 952-nucleotide messenger RNA. RefSeq lists its product as uncharacterized. The transcript is spliced from 4 exons. The coding region runs from base 89 to 841 and encodes 250 amino acids. The record is from RefSeq and is a predicted model, not a curated record. NCBI's taxonomy places the organism in Eukaryota, Fungi, Ascomycota, Dothideomycetes, Pleosporales, Didymellaceae.
GCCAUCGCUAUAUAACCAAACAGCCUCCAACUACCACACCUACCUGGGUACUGUUUCGCUACGCGGACGUCAUUGUCGCGUCGUUUCGAUGCCCUCUUCAUUCUACCUUGUCGAGACUAUCACCCAGGUCUUUGGAAACGCGCCGCACCUUGUGUUGUCCAUCGUCAGUCGCUAUCAGACAUCUGGACCCGUCGCGAGGAGAUCAUUUUGCAAUAUGACCGGCGGCCGUAGCUCGAGUGAGAAAAUGCGUAGGGAGCCUAACCCAGAGCCACCGGCAGCACCUCCGAUCAUCAUCCUGGCCGAAAAUAGCAGCCCAUGUGGAUCUCCGCCUCAGGAACAAGACCCUGACUUCGCGCCACACCCGCAUACGUCAUUUUCACGGUCUUAUUUUCCGACACCAAGAAACAACGUUUCGGGAGGCCUGACAUCUGUUUCGGACAGUCUCAAUCCAAAGCCCCAACCUGAACCACAUCCGGCACCACCCGUCAUUAUCCUUUCCCAUCACAAGCGCUCAGCGUCUUCGUCUCCACCGCGCGCUUCAUCUUUCGCCUCAUCGCGUCGACGGACAUCCGACGGCCCCGAACUUGACAGCCCCCCUGAAACCACCUUCGAUACUACAAACGAACGCUACGCUAUGGGUUCCAAAGCCAGCAAAAUUUCACCAAAGGGUGGAAAGCUACAGUCGUCACAGGAAAAGAAGGACAAAGAAGAGAUGAAGGAGCCGACGAAUUACUACACACACAGGAGUAAGAGCAUGAGGAGAAAGGCUGGCAAGGAAGCCAAAGGUGAUGGUGCAGGCGGCGUCAGCUUAGGGUCUGGUGGUGCAGGUGGUGCGGUGUAAAAGCGUGGUGACGGACGCAACAGAAGAUGUGCUUUGUUUGACCCGCGACAUGGACAGGCGUUAUAUUGGCGUUCAUGUGUCUCAAUUGGAAAGAGGACUGCAUACUCUCAU